Messenger RNA from Seriola dumerili (greater amberjack), 3585 nucleotides. RefSeq names its product DDHD domain containing 2 (gene ddhd2). The transcript has 19 exons. Gene Ontology annotation, cellular component: COPII-coated ER to Golgi transport vesicle. Bases 221 to 2659 code for a protein of 812 amino acids. NCBI's taxonomy places the organism in Eukaryota, Metazoa, Chordata, Actinopteri, Carangiformes, Carangidae. Gene Ontology annotation, molecular function: triacylglycerol lipase activity; metal ion binding; protein binding. The record is from RefSeq and is a predicted model, not a curated record.
GACAGGAGGCUGUCCUUGGCUAGCCGAGCUAUCCAGAGCGAGCUAAACAACGAAAACAAAUCCUCUGCAUAAACAAAUCAUCUGCAUGUAUGUGAAGUUGUCGCCCCCUGUUUGCUCUCGAUCAGUGUGCAGCUGGGUUGUUGCAGGUCCUGUGUUUGUGUGCCCUCCCCUUGCCCCCCCCUCGGGUCAGAGCUGAGGGUUGGGGUCUGGUCUUGGGCUAAUGUCAUUCAGUCCUGGUGAGGAGGGGGGUCUAUCUCAGGCUGCCCCUAACGUCAACACAGAAGACUUGUUUGACAACCCCACUCAGACUGUGGCUACAGGGAAAACACCUGAGGAUCAGGUGGUGCCUGUGGUGGAUGAGGCCUCUCCUUCUUCCACAUCCUCCUUUGAGAUGCUUGACAUGGAGUCGGUCCCAGCUCCUUACCAAGAAGUGCAGCCUCACUGGUUCUUCUGUCGACGGGCCGAUGACAGCACCUCCUGGCUUCCUUUCAGCAUAGAAGACUCUGAGAAACUAGAAAGGGCCUUCGACACUGGAGGAGACAAGGAGGAGGAGGUGGUGGUAGCCGUGGAUGGAGAGCGGUAUGACGUACAUGUCAAAGAGAGGAAGCGCUACGCUGUGUACUGGGAGCAAGGUCCCACUGAAGUCCGUCGCUGUACCUGGUUCUACAAAGGAGAUAAAGACACCAGGUUCAUGCCUUACCCUGAGGACUUCAGCCAAAGUCUGGAGGAGGCUUAUAUGAUCGCAGUCACCUUGGACGAAUGGAAGAGGAAACUGGAGUUUCCCACUGGAGAGACUGUUAUCUUACACAAUCCCAAACUGAUAAUGCAGUAUCAGCCAAUAGGAUUGCAGGAUGAGUGGGUGUCUUCCCCCUCAGAGCAGACCCGACCUCGAACAGUAAAGAGGGGAGUGGACAACAUCUCUGUGGAAAUACUUGAUGGUGAACCAGAAAAGGUGGACCACCUUGUCUUUAUGGUGCAUGGCAUCGGCCCUGCGUGUGACUUGCGCUUCAGAUCCAUCAUACAGUGUGUAAAUGACUUCAGGAGUGCUUCCCUGUCCCUCCUGGCUUCUCAUUAUAAACGUGCUCAGCAGGAUGGCCAGGUGGGCAGAGUUGAGUUCCUCCCAGUCAACUGGCACAGUGCUCUACAUGGGGAUGCCACUGGUGUGGAUGAGGACAUCCAGAGGAUCACUCUUCCCAGCAUCAGCAGGCUGAGACAUUUCACCAAUGACACUCUGCUGGACCUGUUUUUCUAUAACAGCCCUACCUACUGCCAGACCAUAGUGGACACAGUGGCCUCAGAGAUCAACAGGCUGCACUCCCUCUUUAAACAGAGACACCCAGAAUUCAACGGGGCAGUUUCAGUAGUCGGCCAUAGCCUGGGUUCACUGAUCCUAUUUGACCUGCUAACCAAUCAGAGGACUGGAUCAGAAGCCAGAGAGGGGGUACCUUCUGGUGAGCCGUGUCGUCUGAACGGUGACACACUGGAGCAGACUCUGACCAGACUGGGCCUGCAGCAAUACCUGGAUACACUGCAGGCAGAAAACCUUGACCUAGAAUCACUGGCUCUUUGCCAUGACAGUGAUCUCAAAGUUUUAGGAAUCCCUCUUGGACCUCGGAAGAAGAUCCUGAACUACAUCAAGAGGAAAUGGCUUCCAGCGGUCAGACAUGGGCAAAAACUAUCCCAAGUUCCUCUCCAAUUUUAUAUGGAUUGUAAGACAGGGACAGUGUGUCUGGCACCAGGGUUGCAAGUUCAACCCCAAACGACCAGUGAUCAAGACGGUGACCAAUCUUCGGGACUGACGGCGCAGCAGUACCAGUUCCAUAGGGAGCAAUCUGUCACCAGUGCUGUAGACUAUGAAUACUUCGACGUGGGCAUUGGACAGGUAUCCAUUGAUUACCCACAGCUGGCAUUCCACCCUCAGACGUUUUUUGCAUUUGGCUCUCCCAUUGGAAUGUUUCUGACUGUUCGUGGGCUCAAACGCAUCGAUCCAAACUACACCUUCCCAACCUGCAAGAGUUUUUACAACAUCUACCACCCGUAUGACCCUGUGGCCUAUCGGAUAGAGCCCAUGAUUAUUUCAGAGGUAGAUCUGGAGCCUAUGCUAAUCCCUCAUCAUAAAGGCCGAAAGAGGAUGCACCUGGAACUAAAGGACAGCUUGACCCGUAUGAGCAUGGAUUUGAAGAACAAUGUAUUGGGAUCACUAAGGACGGCGUGGCAGUCUUUUUCCAGGCUACCUGUUGCUGCACUGCCCCCGGUUGACGAAGGAGAAACUACAAUAGAGAGAAACCUUCAAGAGACACAGGCCUCAGCGGCAGUCACUGCUUCUGCUAAGAGAGACGAGAAAAGUGCUGAUUUUUGGACUAAAAUACUGGAGUGGCCCAGGGCCCUUCAUAAGUAUUACUUCCAAGGAGUGAGUGAGGAGGCAGAGUCCUCAGUGUCAACAGAGGAGAGAGAGCAGCCAGAGAUUAAAGUGGGGAUGUUGAAUGGAGGACGAAGGAUCGACUAUGUACUUCAGGAAAAACCCAUUGAGAGCUUUAACGAAUACCUGUUUGCCAUCCAGUCUCAUCUGUGUUACUGGGAAUCUGAGGAUACUGCUCUCCUGCUGCUGAAGGAGAUCUAUGAUAAGCUGGGUGUGGCCUUUGAACAGCCACAACAGUAAUAAAAGUUUUAUGAAUGUAAACUUGCUAACAUGACAGUAACCUGAAAGUAUGAAAAUGAAGGACACCGUGACUGAGCUAGAGGCUCCACAAUCCUCUUCCAGAAUGCCUUACCGUCUGGGUGUUACCUGCCUGCCCUGCCCUCUCCUCCUCCCAACAGUGGAGACUUUUUGGCUGCAGUCAGGUGAUCUUGUUUCAGAUAAUUUGUGGUAGUCAUAGCUUCUUGGUUUCGUUUGAACUCCCACUACCGGACUGGGUUUGGUGUGUGAAAGUUGUUUCAAAUCCACCCAAACAUUACUGUCAUGCUCCUGAUUGCACUUUUUUUUUUUUUAAUUUGAGUCUUUUUUUAUUUUAUUUUACUUUGCACUUUCACUUGCCAACAAUUAUUGACGUAUCAUGCUUACAGCUGCAGCUGAAUAAUAUUGAAAAAAAAUAAUCAUGUGAACCAGUGGACACACACAAUAAUUGUUCAAGUAAGGAAGAACACAUCAAGUUACGUAACGGGUAUAGUGUUCAUCAAAUUGGUUUGUAUUUCAAACUGGAAUUCAUUCUCAGCUGGCAUAUCUAUGUACUGUAGUUCACAAAAAAUAUAUUUAAAUAUCCCAGAAUAUAAUUAAAAUAGUAGAUUAUAAUCUAUAAAAUUUGAUAUAUUUCCCAGACCUGUGUACAGCCUCCAAAACUCAGAAAUGUAGAACUAUAAUUAUAAUUAACUAUAAUCCAUAUUAUGUGUGUCAACUGGGAAUCUCUCUUGACCAAGGAAUCUCUCCCAUAGCAUAACAUUAGACCUCCUCCUUACAAAUAACCUGAUUAGGAAAAUGAAGGUUGAUAUUCUGUCUGUUACAAGUUUCCUGGCAGCUCCUUUUUCAGUCUUAUAUUGACUGUAAAUGAAAAGUGAAGUUCAUCUUUCUUUCUAACCACAUUUUUUAUU